ACGAUGGAUCCAACCCGGAGGAGAGGCCUUUAGCUGCUGUUAUUGGCUUGUAACGCCUUUAUUCAGCACGGAUCGCUGCUUCAUAUUUGAAUUUGUAAAAGUGCAGUUGUGAAGGUUAAAAGAAUGUCUCUCCUCCAUGAAUUUUUAUUUCAUUUCAGCAUGGAGACAUACGACCAUUUAUUUAUUUUAGAAAUGUAUUGCUGGUUAUUUGACGUUAGCUCCUGUGUGGAUCAAGCACCGUGCUGUGGGUCUGUUCUCCUCCAAAGUGAAGAAAACUCAAUCCAACUUUUGUACAUUUUUUUUCGAUCAUGGAACCUCCUCUCAGUUUUAAAGGCCAACUCCAGGUUGAAUUGGACUCGUUUUAUUUAUUAUUUGUCUUGUUGAAAAAUGAUGCGGUCGACUUUACUGUUAGGAAGGCGUAUUGGGGGGUUGGGUGUGUGUGUGUGGGGGGGGAGCUAAGGUUUCGAUUUAGAGACGGUCAAUUUUCUGGAAACAAAGGACUUGGAUAUCUCCAUCAUCUUGCCUGUGUGUCUAUGUGUGCGCGCACUUUUACUCCCUCUGAUAACACUACCGAAAGUGCACAAGAGACUCAUUUUGAUUGGGAAAACAUCUAUUCCAUCCACUGCAGCGGCUUUUGUUUUGUAGCAUAUUUUAUUUAUUUGUGGUUUUUGUAUGUCUUGUUUUGGUGCAAUUAAACGCAGAUUGUGUGGAAUUAAAGAGAGUUACAGUUUUUCUGUAAAACAAAAAAAGGGUAUUAUUAUUCUUUACAACGCAGCGCUCUGUCUAGUUUCUGUGCGUCAUGACUCUGAGUAAUACAGGCCUGAGUCCUUGUUUUUAGGUGUUUUGUGUCUGUUUUAUAGCAGUAAGAAAGUGACAGCAGCAGAGAGUGAGUCUGGGUCUUACUGUACUGUGUUAAUAUUGGGAAUGGUGGAAACAAAGCAAUGGAAGUCUGCGGCAGCUAGUGUGUGAGCGGGUCACGGUUGGGGAGAUGAAUUCCCUUUAGGAGGAAAAACAAAGAGCUGUGUAUCUCUGUUCAGUAAUGCACAGCUCAAGGGCAAAAGCAGCCGCACAAUCUGGAUGGGGCAUAUGGACUUGCCAUGCCAGUGAUGUUAAUAUCGGAAAAUGGAGGGAAAUAAAUCCUGUUUAUUCAUGCAAGGCAAAAGGCGACCCUGGGUGAGGCUGAAUUACCAUGCACGGGGAGUUAAAUGUGGAAUAGGCGCCUGUUGGAGGCAACACGGGUUUUAAAAGAGGGAAACGGUGCUGGAUUCUCGUCCCUAAUGCAAAGGUCUGCUAGUGAUUUAGGAGGCCGUGUAACCUGAAUUAGUUGAUGAAUUUUCUAUCGAUCCUAAACAAGCCAGAUUUAUCUCUGACACGGUGCUGCUGCUGGGUGGCGGCUCAGCAGCCGGCCAGGCCACUCUCCCACUCCCCGUUAUUAGCGAUUUAAAAGAACACACACAAAAAAGAAAAAAGCUUUGGCAAGCACGUCCCUACACACACCCAAAUAUAUACACAGAGGGUGGUGCAGGCGCCACUUUAAAUCCCCCCAAGCGCUUUCUUUCUGCUGCUUCUUUCUCCUUUCUUUUUUCUAUUUGAAGUUGCAGCCAGAUGCGUAACAGGGGGAAGGGUUCGUUUGCAAUAAGGGAGGACUUGUCAUCUCUACUGUAACUCUGUUGCUCGUGUGUGUCUGCGCGCGCGCUACCGGAGCGGCUUCAGCUGGAGCGGAAUGUAUUUUCAGCGUGUCAGUCGCGCUUUGUUAUUGUUGUGAUUCUCUGCCCGCUUAGGACGGCAUGCGUGCCGACGUGUGGUGGAGAGAUAUAUAGAAAGAAGGGGCAUAAGGGGAGGGAGAGGGGAAAGUAUUGUAAGACUGUGAAUGCCCACAAACUGAGGCCAUAUGAUGAUGCGCGUGCGGGGGCCGUGUAUAUGCUUAAUCCCAUUUCCUUAUCCGGGGUCCGUCCUGGAGGCGCGCCAUUGGCCGGCUGCCGUCACGUGGCUUCUUAACUUUGUUCACUUGACAGAAAAGUAGGAGGGUUCAACGGAACAGGAAUAACCGAAGAGUAAAGGGAUGAGAUAUAAAUUUUAGUUAUAUAUUUUCCGAGUAGGUGCAAUUCCACAAAAAGACUGAAAUUAAUGGCCAUGAGCUCCUAUUUGAUCAACUCCAACUAUGUGGACCCGAAGUUCCCACCGUGCGAGGAAUACUCACAGAGCGACUAUCUGCCCAGCCACUCUCCGGACUAUUACAGCUCCCAGAGGCAGGAGCCUGCUGCCUUUCAACCGGACUCUCACUACCACCACCAUCAACACCACCCGCACCACCAGCAGCGAGCCGAGCCGCCGUUCACGCCGUGUCAGCGUGCAGGGCAGCCCGCUUCGGUGGUGAUGUCCCCUCGGGGUCACGUCCUCCCCCCGCCCGGGCUGCAGACCACCCCCGUCCCGGAGCAGAGCCACCGCUGCGACUCGGUGACACCCAGCCCGCCUCCGCCUCCGUCUUGCGGUCAAACGCCCCACAGCCAAAGCACUUCGUCCCCAGCAAGCAGUCGUAAGGACCCCGUAGUCUACCCGUGGAUGAAGAAAGUCCAUGUAAACAUCG
This is a messenger RNA of Morone saxatilis (striped sea-bass), 2587 nucleotides long. RefSeq names its product homeobox B4a (gene hoxb4a). Gene Ontology annotation, cellular component: nucleus. The record is from RefSeq and is a predicted model, not a curated record. Lineage: Eukaryota; Metazoa; Chordata; Actinopteri; Moronidae. Gene Ontology annotation, biological process: embryonic skeletal system morphogenesis; regulation of transcription by RNA polymerase II; anterior/posterior pattern specification. Gene Ontology annotation, molecular function: RNA polymerase II cis-regulatory region sequence-specific DNA binding; DNA-binding transcription factor activity, RNA polymerase II-specific.